Molecule: messenger RNA, 947 nt
Organism: Lingula anatina
Lineage: Eukaryota; Metazoa; Brachiopoda; Lingulata; Lingulida; Lingulidae
Biological process (GO): telomere maintenance; interstrand cross-link repair; double-strand break repair via nonhomologous end joining
Molecular function (GO): 5'-3' DNA exonuclease activity; damaged DNA binding
Source: RefSeq, a predicted model, not a curated record
UUUUCAAUAUGGCAGCUUCCGGUUGGGGAUUUUCUCUAUUUUGCAGCAAGUAAAACGACUAUCACGAUCUUGAUAGACGAUCCACCAUGAGCACAUUUUGUGGACAAAUGCGGGAGUACUCCCGGAUAUCCCUGGACAGAUUUGACAAGGAGAACCUGGAGAGUACUGCGUUUUUCUUGUCUCAUUGUCAUACCGACCACAUGGUAGGAUUAAGCUAUCCUAGCUUCCAUUAUCGUCUGAACUCGUGCAGAGACAUAAAGCUUUAUUGCUCUGAAGUAACCAGACAGAUAUUGUUGCACAUGCAAGAUGGCAAUUACAAACACCUGGACAAGCAUGUGGUCGCAUUAUCUGAAAACAACCCAACAAGAUUAAAGAUACCAAAUUUUUCUGGAAAGGCAGAAGAAGUGGUAGUCACUUUGAUCCCAGCUGCCCAUUGUCCAGGCUCUGUGAUGUUUUUGUUUGAGGGGGAAGAAGGAACCGUCCUAUACACUGGUGAUUUUAGACUAGAAAAGGGUUCUGCAGCAAGGAUUCCGCAACUGAAUUCGGGUUCUAGGUCCAAAAGUAUAAGAAGCCUUUAUGUUGACACCACGUUCUGCACACCAAAAGCAUUCCACAUUCCAAGCCGGCAGGAGUGUCGAGAUGUCAUCAUCUCUGUGAUUGACAGUUGGAUUCAGCUAAGCCCCGCCCACAUGGUUGUACUGAGGGGCAAGGCUUCACUGGGAUAUGAGUAUAUUUAUGAAGAAGUUAACAAGGAGUUUAAACAAAAGAUUCAUAUAAGUGAACGAAAGAUGAGAAUGUACACUGGGGUGCCACAGAUCAGCAAGUGUUUCACCACUGAUCCCAUGGGGACACAAGUACAUGCUUGUGAGAAACAGCUCAAAACAGUCUAUAUGGCAAGUUUCAAUCAGCUUAUAGAGAAGGACAUAGCACAGAAACAGCUCUCCUAA